AUGGCGCGAAAACUUCUAAUACGUCAGAUUAAACAAUUAAGAUCGCUCCGUAAAUUUUCCUCGAGUGCAAUUCUUAAAAAUCAAGACCAAUAUGUAAUUAAAUCGCCUCUUAAAGAUAUUGUGGUACGCGAUAUGAGAUUUUUGGAUCGGUUGUGGAUGGACUCUUCUAACUUCAACAAUCAUGUGGCUAUUGAAUGCGCUGAGACGAAGAAAAGCUACACAUAUAUACAACUACAGAAAAAUAUGGCAGUCUUCGCUACCUCGUUGCUAAAGAAACUGGGUCUGCAGCCAGGCGAUGUUGUGGCAUCCAUGUUGCCGAAUUGCCCACAGUUUCCUGUCAUUGCCUUCGGUACACUGCAGGCUGGAUGUGUGCUGACGCCCGUAAACCCUAUUUAUAAAGAACUUGAGGUUACUCAUCAGGUGUCAACUACGGAGCCGAAAGUGUUCGUUACCAUACCACAGUGUUAUGAUACAGUUUUAAAAGGACUUAAAAACGCUAAAAGUAAUGCAAAAAUAAUUGUCGUUGACAAUCCACAAGCUUCCGUUCCUGAGGGCGCAAUAAGAUAUUCGGAAAUAGUGGAGUUGGGUGAAGCUGAUUACUCAUUUUUAGAUAAAAUUGAAAAGAAAAAAGAUGACAUUGCGUUCAUACCUUUCUCAAGUGGAACUACUGGUUUACCGAAGGGAGUGGAGAUAACUUAUGGGAAUCUUUUAGCUGCUUGUGAAAUUAUGCAAGAUAAAAGGACAUCGUUCCCGAUUCUAACUAAAGGUGACUUCCAAGACAUCGUGCCAUGCAUAUUGCCAUUCUUCCAUAUUUACGGAUUAGUGGUUACGUUAAUAGGACAUUUGGCUAAAGGCUGCAAAUUAAUAUCAUUACCGAAAUUCUCUGCAAGUUUAUACCUCGACGUCUUAAAGAACGAGAAACCAACUCUGCUGUACGUUGUUCCGCCUAUUGCAAUUCUUCUGGGAAAGCAUCCCGACGUAAAGAGCGAGCAUUUCCAAAGCGUAAGGAAUAUUAUAUGCGGUGCAGCACCAUUGGCAGCAUCAGAUGUUUAUGCCAUUAUGGAAAAAAGUAAAAACAAACUGCAGUUUAACCAAGGGUUCGGUACCACAGAGACGACUUCGCUGACGACUUCCACUCUUCAAGACACUGAGGUUCUGGAUUAUUCAGCUUGUGGUGUACCCAUGGCCAGUGUUAUGUUGAAAUUUGUCGACCCGAUGACUGGGAAUCCUGUCCCUAUCGGGGAACCUGGGGAAUUAUAUGUUAAAAGUCCGACUGUAAUGAAAGGCUAUCACAAGAACGAGAAGGCAACUAAAGAAAGUCUAACGGAAGAUGGUUACUUCAAAACAGGAGAUUUGGGUUACUAUAAACCAGAAGCCGGCCUCUACAUAACCGACAGAAUUAAAGAACUGAUUAAGGUCAAAGGCAUGCAAGUGGCACCGGCAGAAUUGGAGAGCAUACUACGUUCCCAUCCAGCAGUACAAGAUGCAGCCGUUAUAGGAGUGCCACAUGAAUUCUACGGAGAAGCACCAAAAGCGUUUAUCAAAUGCAAGAACGGACAAAAAGCUUCUUCUGAAGAUAUCCAAAACUUCGUUGCAGAACGAGUGGCAGCGUUUAAAAAAAUAGAAGAAGUUGUGUUUGUAGAUGAAAUUCCAAAAACGUCUUCUGGCAAAAUAUUAAGGAAGGAACUGAAGAAAAUGUAUGCGUAG
Molecule: messenger RNA, 1707 nt
Organism: Parnassius mnemosyne (clouded apollo)
Lineage: Eukaryota; Metazoa; Arthropoda; Insecta; Lepidoptera; Papilionidae
Source: the annotation of a GenBank genome assembly